This is a messenger RNA of Fusarium redolens, 2196 nucleotides long. RefSeq lists its product as uncharacterized. The transcript has 2 exons. Lineage: Eukaryota; Fungi; Ascomycota; Sordariomycetes; Hypocreales; Nectriaceae. The coding region runs from base 1 to 2196 and encodes 731 amino acids. The record is from RefSeq and is a predicted model, not a curated record.
AUGGACGAGAGACCCGAAACUACCGGUGCCAAUGAUUCUAUGGCUACCUUGCAGCCGCUGUUGGACACCGAACCAACUUCAUCGGCAUCUUCUCACCUUGUACCAACUGAGAAGCCCGAUACGACCGCCGAGCAACAGAACAAAAGUACCAAUAAAUGGUUACAGGUUUUAACCCAAUGGGGACUUGAGAUAACAGCCUUGGCUCUCAGCCUGAUAGCCUUCGGGCUGAUGAUUUAUCUACUUUACCAGUCAGCCGGAGAGCCGAUAUCCAAAUGGACCAAGACUCACAUCUCCCUCAACACAGCUGUGUCCAUCUUGGCUGGGACAUCAAGAGCCUGCCUAGCAUUUGCGAUUAGCAUGUGCCUGUCCCAGGGCAAAUGGAACUGGCUGAGUCGAUCUGCGCAGCCGCUGGUGGACUUUGAUCGUUUCGAUGCUGCUAGUCGAGGGGCUUGGGGGAGCCUGCGUCUGCUGCAAUCUUGCGUGCGUCGACCUCACUGGAUAGCGAUGGGUGCUCUGACUGCUGUUGCCCUUCUGGCCUUCGAACCAUUUACCCAGGCUGUCUUAGCUAUAAAGGACAAGGAAGUCACUUUAGACCACCGAGAGUACACCAAGGUAGUACAGUCCAGUAAUGAUUCUCUCGAAACCCUUGGCAAUGUUCCUACAAUCGGCCGAUCAACUCGUUUAGAUGGCGCAUCGUGGAGUGGAGCUUUUGCGGGAGUAGGUCUCGUUCCAUUCCCAGGACCUAACAAUACGCCUAUGAAUUUCUCAGUCUACCGCCUCUCAAGCAACAUCCAGGAAGAUAUGGGUAUGAAAGCGGCCAUAUGGAAUGGAUUUUCGCCCUUCACGGCGGCGCAAAACCUGAAGCCAGCCUUCGCCUGUGCAACAGGGAACUGUACCUGGGCCAAUUUCACUUCCAUCGCCGUCUGUUCCAAGUGUCACGACAUAUCAGAAUAUGUCACCACGUCAUCUGGACCCGUGAAAUUCCCCUCAGGUAUCCAAGCUACGGGACCAGAGGAUCAGUCGUGGGUGUUGGGGCCUGGGGAAAGUCUGCCUGGUGUAAGCAACCCCAGUCCAUACUUUGAUUGGGGAAACGGUCGGAAUUUCACCUUCAUAAAACAUGAGAUUCCACAGUUGAAUCUUAGCAUUUCGAACUACAAUGGAAGUCGUCAGUGCCGAGACUUGUCCCAACAAUGUCCCGAUACUUACCUAUCUGCUCGGGUUACAACCAAUCCAGGGCAGACAUUGACGUUUGGCAACCUCAGCACCAUUGUCAUGGCUAUACAAUACCUAGCUUCAAAUGAGACUUGGCUUGAUAACAGGACCACCUGGGAAGACACUAAAGUUAGUGCCCUAGAAUGUGCACUAUCACUCUGCGUGAACGAGUAUCAUGAUGUACUCUCUCAGGGAGUCUUGCAAGAAACUGUUGUGUCUUCAUGGACGGACAGAGAGCUAGAGUCUUACACAAACGAUGAUAAGGAUGUGAAGGCAUUCAUGAAGUACACGAACCAUAGUCUCGACAUGGGCAUCUUGUUAGUGGACCUAUCCGAUCUCCAGAUUAAGAUCCCAGACGGGGAUUACAAGCGACAAGCCUCCGUCCUACGGCAACAGUACUUCAACAUUACACAAACCACCAUCAUAGCACUACAAAAUGUCUUAAGUGACGGCUUCGGCGGAAUCCGCGAUUACAAUUUUGAUAGGGACUAUAUUGAUGAAACUUCCAAAAAGCUGAUGUACCCAGCAUUGGGAAUGAGUCAGCCAACCGCUGGUCUCAUGUCUGGGCUUGGUAGAUCAAGCGACAUACCAGCGACAAUGGAUAACGUCGCCCUCAGUUUGACGAAGUGGAUACGAGAUCGAGAGCUGCAGACAAGCCCAAUGGUCGGAAAUGCCACAAGCAUGGUUGUUAUUACACUUGUUCAGUGGAAUUACUUGUGGUUUCCUGGCAUUAGUCUCAUUACUGGAAUAGUCUUUGCGAUUUUGUGUAUGUGGGAGACGCGGAAGCUGAAGAAACCAGCACUGAAGGAUAGCAUACUAGCGACUUUGGCAUGUGCGCCGGAUGAAGAAUUGCGUCAGUGCCUUAAACAGGCUGCUGCAAGUGACAAGCUACAAGAGGUUGGAAGAAAGCUGGAAGUACGCUGGGAGGAAGAUGAUGAAUUUGGCCAGUUGAAGGAAAAGAAGGAUGAUCAGCCGGGAGUCUGA